Molecule: messenger RNA, 972 nt
Organism: Kalmanozyma brasiliensis GHG001
Lineage: Eukaryota; Fungi; Basidiomycota; Ustilaginomycetes; Ustilaginales
Exons: 1
Coding region: 1-972 (323 amino acids)
Source: RefSeq, a predicted model, not a curated record
AUGAAGACCUUCUCCCUUUCCGCCGCCGCUGGCUCGCUCGCCGCCACGCUCCUCCUCCUCGGCUCGUCGGUAGCACCGGUUGCUGCCCAGUCCGCGGUCGCCAACGUCUCCGCCAUCCCCUCCGACGUCUCGUCCGGCUGUCAGACAUUCCUCUCCACCCUCAACUCGGACGCGCAGCUCAACGCGUGCACCAAGCCUCUCCUCACCGCUACCCAGUACUACGCGUCCAACUCAACCGAUGCUGCCUCGCAGCUCGACCCUACGCUCGCCGACCUCUGCUCGAGCAACACCGGUUGCGACGCGGACAUCAUCCGUCAGCGACUGGACCAGUUCUGGCAGGCGUGCCACACAGACCUUCAGUCCGCCAACGCCGUCGUCCAGGCCAUGUACGAUAACCUGUACAUGAUCACUCCCUUGAUCAACAGCAUCUGCAGCAAGGAUGACACCAACGAGUACUGUCUCAAGACGAUUGCCAAGGCUGCGGCGUCCUCGUCUCGCACGCCCUCGCGUAGGUCUGUUGAGGAUGACGAGGAGGAGGAGGAGGCGCCAGAAACGGUGGCUCAGCUCGACCGCAGGCAGUCGGCCGCUACCACCGGCCUUUACAACGAAACCCAAUCCACCGGCGCAGCAAACACCAACGCCGCCUUCCUCUUCAUCUCGUCCACAUCCCCCAAGAGCAUCCUCUGCUCCAAGUGCUCCCAGCAGAUCCUCGCCAGCUACAUCCGUUUCGAAACUUCGAUUCCGUACGCCAUCGGUCUGAGGACGUCGGCGAUCCUCGCACCCCAGAGCGACAUCUACAAGGCGGCCAAGACGGAUUGUGGAUUGGACUUUGUGGCGCAGGUCAACAAGAUUGCUAACACCACCCAGUUUGCUGCUGUUGUCAGUGGAGCGAGCUUUGCGGGUGCCGGGCGCGGCAUGGCUGCUCUGGCCACGCUCGCUGCAUCGGCGGUCGUUGCGCUCGUUGCUCUCUGA